This is a messenger RNA of Drosophila sulfurigaster albostrigata, 1424 nucleotides long. RefSeq lists its product as uncharacterized. The coding region runs from base 139 to 882 and encodes 247 amino acids. Lineage: Eukaryota; Metazoa; Arthropoda; Insecta; Diptera; Drosophilidae. The record is from RefSeq and is a predicted model, not a curated record. The transcript has 2 exons.
CAACGUUUAUCAGAGUCAGAAUAGUUGUUUGCGUAAAUUCAAUCAAUCUCUUCAAAAAUAUUCUGGUUUACUCGAGUUAUUCUGUUUAGUCUUGUUGAAAUACACGAAAAACCAAAGCUGAGCUUUAACUAAACAAAUAUGUUGCGCGCAUUAGUUUCGGUUAGCCAACGUGCCAAGGCUCCUCAAGCGAUGCUGCUGAUGAAGGGCAUGGAUCCUGGAUUGCUGGCACAGAUUAAGCAGCGUCAGUCCAACGUUCUGGCUCGUCAGUUAGUCCGCAGCUUUGCCAGCGGCAAUGACAGCAUCAAGGGAGCAGCCACUGGCGUCCCUCAGGGAGGCAUAAUUGGCAGCAUUGGCGGCAAUGCAACGACUAUGGGACAUGCUGCCGGCGAUGCAACUGCCUGCGGCCAGGUGCAGACUGCAACCUUUGGCAAUGCGGGCUCAGGCAACAGCGACGGCUGCAAAUCAAAUGAGGGUAACACCAAGGCAGGCACAAUUACAUCCCAAUUGCAUACAACUUCUACGCUUCCAGAGUGUGGCAACAUUGGCACUGUUGAGUCGACAGCAGCUGCUGCGCCGAAGAAAACCAAAAAGGCCAAGGCGACAGCAUCGUAUUCCAAAGAACCUACCACUGAUCGCUCAGCAUCUGGUGGCAACAUGGCCGAUGAUGCAGUGAAGCAAUUACAGGAAGUAGCUGCCAAUUUGCCCAGCAAAGCGCAGGUGGAGAAGUUUGUCUUUCGCGUCUUGGCUUUUGUUUAUGACAUCACCUAUCUAACGGGCACCUGGACCAUACGCUUUGUGGAUGAGAAGAUCUUGCGGAAUGCCACAGUCCAGUACUAUUGGAAGCGAUUCCACGAGAAAAUGGAGCAGGCCAAGAAGGACUAAAUAUUGUCAAUGGUUUUCGCAAACAACAAAUAUUCAUGAAUUAUAAGCACAUUCUAAACACGUUAAACGAAUCACAUAAAUCUCAAAUUUCAAGAUCCACUUAAUGUAUUUAAUUUGAAUUAACAUUUGCUUAGUUUUUAGAUUUGGUAUUGCUUUUGGGUCUGGCUUAAAUUCAGUAAAGUUGGUUUGAUUUCAAUCAAUUUACAAUAUUCCGCCUACAUUUGCAUAAAACAAUUCUGAUAAACCACAAAUUUUAAAAUUAAGUUUAUAUUAUUAGUUUGUCAAAUAUGCUGGUAUGAUUUUGUUACUAAAUCAAGAAAGUCUGACUACAGUCGAUACAGUAAUCAUAUAAGUAUUUGAAAUACAUAUAUGAAAUAAUUCAGAUUUAACCGCAAAUUGUAAGAUUCAUUUAAGUAUAUAUUUUAUUUGCAUUAUAUUAGCAACGGUUUUCGAAAUCAGUUUAAAAUAUUGAGGUAUUUAAAAUACACUUAUUAAUUCAGAUGAUCGCAAAUUUCAAGACCCAUUCAAAUGUAUAUAUUUUU